Molecule: messenger RNA, 2178 nt
Organism: Synchiropus splendidus (mandarinfish)
Lineage: Eukaryota; Metazoa; Chordata; Actinopteri; Syngnathiformes; Callionymidae
Gene: elob
Product: elongin B
Exons: 4
Coding region: 1073-1432 (119 amino acids)
Biological process (GO): transcription elongation by RNA polymerase II
Cellular component (GO): elongin complex; VCB complex
Molecular function (GO): protein binding
Source: RefSeq, a predicted model, not a curated record
CACUCGGUGUGGAAACAACCGAGCUAAGUUGGGACGAGUGUUUUGAGCGACUGUACGUCCGUUUAAAUGAAUGUUUCUCCUGCGGAACCACAAAUACGAUCUUGGUGCUGCCUUUGUUUUGCUCUUAUCUCCCGAUGUAUAAACGAUUCUGUCUGUUUUUGACAAAUAGAUCAGGUGUUAAAGUGUGCUCGCCGUUCAGAGUUAAUGUGGAUUAAACUGAAAUAAGAGACGUGUACUGACGUCUUCUGAAGUCGGCAGCAGCUAUUGUCUCGCUGCUAAUGCUACAGCACAACUUUGACUAAACACUCAAGAAAGCACCACAAAGCUUGUCGAAAUAAAAGCAAACGUUAUGUGAUUUAAUGUUUUCACCUAUGUCCCGAUGACAGCGACUCUGAUGAACGAAUAUGUCGUUAAGACGAGAUCGAGGCGACUGCUAAUGUGGCUAAUGCUAAGCUAACUCGUCACGACGCUGUGGGCACCGCGGCUCUUGAAACGUCGGAUAUUAAGUUCCAGUUUUGGUUUCAUUUAUGACAAAUCUCCAUUCUAGUCCAAAUAAAAACACAUUGUAAUAAGCAACAGGCGGUGACGCGCUUGUUUUAGUAAAACAACACGAAAGAUGGAGGCUAACAACAUGCUCAAGUUUUACCGGGUGUUUUGGUUGCAGUGUGUCAUUUCACCUUCAGUGUUUGUUUAAUGACACUGGUUUUGAUGUACAACACGACCGCCAUUUCCAUUGACUGUGAAAUGGCUAUUUUGUUUACAUUUAGACCCAGAGGUUCUGUCUUCAUUGCAUCUCCAUUUGCCACAACAGUGUUGGGUUUUCUGAUCUAAAAUCUCGGUGUUUGAAUGGAAGCUUGAAUGACCAAGGUCCACCUUUCAAUGUCACGGAGUGAUGAUGUAAAAAAAACCUUCCUCUUCAUUUGAAGCUUUCAGUUUAUUUUCAGUUCAACUCCCACUUUGAACCAGACUUUUGAAAGCAGCUUUUCCAGGCACAACAAAGCCGGUGAUGUUUUUAAAGAUCUAAAUCUGUGUGUGGUGAAGCUGCUUUCCCACUCAAAUCACACGGCUGACAAUGGACGUUUUUCUUAUGAUCCGACGUCACAAGACGACCAUCUUCACCGACGCCAAAGAGUCGUCUACAGUCUAUGAGCUGAAGCGAAUCGUGGAGGGAAUUUUGAAGAGGCCGCCUGAAGAUCAGAGGCUGUACAAGGAUGACAUGCUGCUGAACGACAGUCAGACUCUUGGGAACUGCGGCUUCACAAACCAGACGGCCCGACCUCAGGCGCCGGCCACCGUGGGGUUAGCUUUCCGUCUGCGAGAUGAUUCAUUUGAGCAGCUGAAGAUCGAGUCCUUCUCCACCCCCCCAGAGCUACCGGACGUCAUGAAGCCGCAGGACUCGGGCAGCACAGCCAAUGAGCAAGCUGUCCAGUGAGGGAGUGGCCGGAGGGAUGACCCGGGUGGGGAGGGAGGUGGGUGGUCCGGGGAGUGAAUAUUUGCCUCAUUGGUUGAGUUUUACCUGGCAGAGGUCAGAUCUUCAGCGCGUGUGUGACUGUGUGUGCGUGUGCGUGUGCGUGUGCGCGUGCGUGAGAGGUCGGGCGCCUCAUUUGUCCAGAACGCAUGCUAGAAUAAUGUCAGGGCCCUGACAGCCCGGCAGACAUCCACCGAUGAACUGUGGGAGAAAAAAACGUACCUCGUAUUUAAUUUAGUCUUCAUACGGGGGUGAGGUCAGAGCUGCGUCGCCACCUGUGCUCAGUUGGUCACGUGGCUGGCUCAAGUGUUGGAGUGGACUCUGUUUUUAGGCUUCUUGUUUGUGUCUUGAACUAUUAGUUUGUUUGAAAACGAAAGGGGCCAGCUCUCGGUAGAAGGUCUGGCUCGAGGUUGAGACGGCCGCUGGUGUGACUGAGCUCCAAAUGGACCUGCUGUUUGAAUCAGAACAAAUUAAAGUCCUUUUUAAGUCGUGAUUGUAGCAUGCGGCCCCGAGGGCUGUCGACUCGGGGAGAAGAAACAUUAAUUUAACUCUGUACCUUCCUUCUAAAUCUUCAAAAGAGAAUGUGUCCACAUAUUUAAAGCGUUUUGUGACUGAGAAUUAUUCAUCCUGCAGUCGAUGUUCGGGGCUGAUGAGUCCUGUGAAAAUGAAUCAACUGUGCAUUGAUUUAAGAUUAAAAAAGGUGUUUUGCA